AUAACGAUUUUACCGAUAUAGUGCCAGCUCAACAUAUAUGUAACACACACACACGAAACUAACCUUAACAAAACCAAAAGACAACCCAACAAAAAACAAAACAAACUUCGGUUCCUUGUUCUAAUCUUAUUUUUCUCAAAUUCAAUCCUCCUUCAUAUCUGAAUCUAAAACUUUGAGAAACUCAUCAAAUACUACAAUUCAUUCUAACAACAAAAACAUCCUCAAAAAAUGUCGAACAUUGAGGAAAAUUCAUCUCCCCCGAAUAUACACAUCCAGACUCCACCAACUGCGCCACCUACGACGGAUAGAGACUAUCAGACAACGGCGAACGGAGGAAUUGCCGGAAUAUUGAAGCGGUGGAAGAGAGAAGACUUGAUAAAGAGAGGAUCAUUGGGAUUAAGAGGGAUCGCUCUGCUUUUCUCUCUGAUUUCAUUCCUUGCAAUGGCUAGCAAUAAACAUGGUGAUUGGAGAGAUUUCGAUAGAUAUGAAGAGUAUAGGUAUUUGCUGGCAAUUGCGAUUUUGUCGAGUUUGUAUACUGGUGCUCAAGCUUUUCGUCAAAUUCAAGAACUUUCUAAAGGAAAACCAUUGAUUAAACCAAGUGUAGCAGCUAUAAUUGAUUUUUUCGGUGAUCAGAUAAUGGCAUAUCUUUUGAUAUCAUCAGCAUCUUCAGCAAUUCCACUAACAAAUAGAAUGAGGGAAGGUGCAGACAAUAUAUUUACAGAUGCUUCAGCUGCAGCCAUCAGCAUGUCGGUUUUCGCGUUCUUUUGCUUAGCAGUAUCAGCAGUCAUUUCUGGCUUUAAACUAUCAACUCAAUCUUAUAGUUAUAUUUGAACAACUACAACAAAAUUCUCCAUUUAUUGUUUCAUACAUCAAUUUACUUUUCUGUAAAUCAUCACAUUUAUCUGUAUAUCAUUCUUGUGAAAGGGAGUCAGGCUCAAGAUUCUCCUCCCUUUGGUUGUGUAUGUUACAGUGAAAGAUUAUGAUAUUGAUUUGAUAUACAAACACAAAUAGAAAUAAUAUAUAAUUUUUUCAA
Trifolium pratense (red clover) is the source of this 1033-nucleotide messenger RNA. RefSeq names its product CASP-like protein 4B1. The record is from RefSeq and is a predicted model, not a curated record. The coding region runs from base 229 to 831 and encodes 200 amino acids. NCBI's taxonomy places the organism in Eukaryota, Viridiplantae, Streptophyta, Magnoliopsida, Fabales, Fabaceae. The transcript has 3 exons.